AUGAUCCAUACAGACACGUUCGCAAAGCUGCUCGGUCUUUUGGAUGCCCUUCAGGCUCCAAAAAAAUCGAAGCUCAUAACAGACUACGCGAAAGUAGCAAGGAAAGUACAUGACGACGGAGUCGAGUUUGAUGAGUGGGACUUCAUCAUUGUUGGAGGAGGCACAGCGGGUUGUGUUCUGGCAUCACGACUCUCCGAAAACCCAAAUCUCCGAGUUCUACUCAUUGAGGCUGGUGGAAGCUCUAAAGAUAUCAUUCCAAGCAAGACACCUGCUGCGUUCUCGAAACUAAUGCGCAGUCCAUGGGACUACAAUCUUUAUACCGCGCCCCAGCAGCAUGCAGGCAACAAGAAAAAGUAUUGGCCUCGCGCUAAAUUCCUCGGAGGAUGUUCUGCUAUGAAUGCCAUGAUUGCACAAUACGGCUCACCGUCCGAUUUUGACGAAUGGGCGGAAAUUGCUGGCGACGAGUCCUGGUCAUGGAACAACUUCAGCAAGCAUGUCAUUUAUUCAUCGUAUAUUCGAAAAUUCGAGAGAUACAUCCCAGACCCUCGCUUCCCACAUGUUGAUCCACUCCUCCGCGGUGCCAAUGGGCCUGUCGAGAUUGGAUAUAGCGCCCACAUCUGGACAGGCAGCAAACUUUUUAUCGAGGCGUGCAUGAACGCCGGCAUCCCUUUCUCGCCAGAUUUCUGCACGACUAAAGGAACAAAGGGGACAAAUAAGGCGAUGACGUAUAUCGACAGCAAGAGCACUCGCGUAACUACCGAGUCUGCAUACCUCACUGAUGAGGUCCUUGCUCGUCCGAAUUUGAAAGUCGUCACCCACGCCCGUGUCUCCAAGGUUCUCUUUGACACCUCCAGUGGCACUCCACGUGCAACUGGUGUCGAGUUUGCCAGCAAAUCUCAUGUGGGUAAAGUCGGACCCAAGUUCCGUGCACGGGCGAGCAAGGAAGUCAUCGUUUCCGGUGGCACCAUAUACUCUCCGCAGAUCUUGAUGCUUUCUGGCAUUGGUCCAGCUGAUCAGCUUUUGCGUCACAAUAUCCCGAUCGUGCUCGACGCCCCCAGCGUCGGUGCCAACCUCGUGGAUCACCCAUCAGUCAAUCUCCGGUUUAGGGACAAAACUGGAACCACGUUCCACCAUUUUACGCCUCAUAGUUUGGGCAGCCUGGGCUUGUUCAUGCGCGACCUUCUGCGAUACCAACUGUGGGGCACUGGCCCAUUCGCUUCUAACGUCGGCGAGUCUGUAGCAUUCUUCCGAUCAGAUGAUCAGGUGCUCUUCCCGCCCGCGGAGUACAACAAUGACAUCGAGGAUGCCAGUUCAGGUCCAGACGCACCUGACCUGGAGAUCAUCAUGUGUGCUGGCGCAGUGCACUCACACAGUAUACCCCUCAGCCACAAACUCCAGGCAUAUCAAAUGAUCAUUGUCUUGUUACGUCCCACAAGCAAAGGAUCACUCCUUCUCAACUCUGCCGAUCCUUGGGAGGACCCAAUCAUGGACCCUAGCUACCUCGGGACAAAACAUGAUGUUGAUGUACUCGUUCGAGGCCUCCGCGCUGCCCUCAAAAUCGCAUACACAGCGCCCAUGACCUUUGUCACUGAUGUGCACGCCUCGGACCCUGAACUUGAUCACCACUUCUCUCGUCUCAGUGACGCAGAGCUGGCUGAUGUUGUUCGAGACCGCGUAGAGACGGUAUAUCAUCCGAUAGGGACGUGUUCCAUGGGUCCUGGCGGCGUCGUGGACUCGGACUUGCGCGUUAAAGGCACUCUGGGUCUCCGUGUGUGUGAUGCAAGUGUUUUCCCCAAGCUGGUCUCAGGACACCCGGCUGGUGCAGUUAUUGCGACAGCUGAGAAGUUGGCGGAUAUUAUCAAGGCUCAAUACGCAUAA
Messenger RNA from Suillus clintonianus, 1878 nucleotides. RefSeq lists its product as uncharacterized. Gene Ontology annotation, molecular function: flavin adenine dinucleotide binding; oxidoreductase activity, acting on CH-OH group of donors. The record is from RefSeq and is a predicted model, not a curated record. The transcript has 14 exons. The coding region runs from base 1 to 1878 and encodes 625 amino acids. NCBI's taxonomy places the organism in Eukaryota, Fungi, Basidiomycota, Agaricomycetes, Boletales, Suillaceae.